GAGAGGCGACCCAGCAAGCAGAAAGCUCCCCUCCGACUCUAUCUGUCAUUCGGUAAAUCAUAACAACAAACAUGGCGGGUAUCAAAGCACUAGUGAGCUUGGCAUUUUCAGCUUCCAUUGGACUCAUGUUCCUGAUUCUAGCUUGUGCAUUGCCAGAAUACCAGCAAUGGUGGCCCUUCUUCGUGCUCAUCUUCUAUAUUUUGGCACCAAUCCCGAGUCUUAUAGGCCGAAGAAUGUCUGAAGAUUCUGGUGGAAGUAACCCCUGUAAAAGAAUAUUGGCUUACUUUUUAACAGCGGUUGGUGUGUCAGCAUUUGGUCUUCCUAUUGUUUUAGCUCGAUCACCUUCAUCUGCACCAGUGAUCCAGUGGGGUGCUUGUGCAUUAGUACUUGCUGGAAAUGUCGUCACAUUUCUAACCAUCUGGGGUUUCUUUGUUAUGGCUGACAGUGAUGAUGUGGAAUACAGCAUGUGGUGAGAGUGAUUGUGAUUUGAGACUUGAAAACAGUUGUAGUUUGUAAAUGAUCAAGAACUGACGUCAUGCCUCAUAUAUGGAUUGUUGAUCUGAGUGUUAACUUGGACCUGACCUACUUAAUCUUUUUAGUGCAUAGGUUCUAGUACUAUUUUCAUGUCUUUAUGUGGUCCAGGAUAUUUAAGUUAGUGAUUACAUUGAAUACUGUAUUAAAAAAGAUUGUAAA
This is a messenger RNA of Macrobrachium nipponense, 693 nucleotides long. RefSeq names its product leptin receptor gene-related protein-like. The record is from RefSeq and is a predicted model, not a curated record. Gene Ontology annotation, biological process: late endosome to vacuole transport via multivesicular body sorting pathway. Gene Ontology annotation, cellular component: endosome. Lineage: Eukaryota; Metazoa; Arthropoda; Malacostraca; Decapoda; Palaemonidae.